UGUUGUCAUCAUGGCCAGGUAAUGUGACACACGCUAUGAUUCCAAAAUCGAUGAUUCCUGAUAAUUUAGCAUCGAUCUAUAUUUGAUAUUCAGGUAUUUUAAACGACAAAUUACCAAAGAUCAAAUGCUUACUUCAUCAUAUGCACAUGUAUUCAAUUUUCAAGCGAAAUCACCGAUUCAAAAUAAAAACACGUUAGAAAUGACUGAAGGUGUACAGGGAUUUCUUGGAGAAUUGGGAUUAUUGCAGUAUUAUGACAUGUUUGUGAUUAAAGGAUUUGAUUCUGAGGAUGAUUUAUGCUACCUUGACGGCAAAGAUCUAGAUGCAAUGUACAUUACAGAUCCAGAUCAUCGGAAACACAUUUUAUGUUCAGCUUCUGAUUUCCGACCAAGUGAACAAUACAAGGUUCUUGAUUGGCUGAAACAAAAUGGUCUGGAGCAUUAUUUCCAAAGUUUCAUAGAAGGUGAUUAUGCCAGUCUGGAGGAAAUAGAGAAACUUAAUUUACCAGAUGAAGAAGUUUAUGAUGAGUUAGAAAUAACAUUACCAGGUCAUAAAAGACGGCUUGAGCGUGCAG
This is a messenger RNA of Mytilus trossulus (common blue mussel), 572 nucleotides long. RefSeq lists its product as uncharacterized. Gene Ontology annotation, molecular function: protein binding. NCBI's taxonomy places the organism in Eukaryota, Metazoa, Mollusca, Bivalvia, Mytilida, Mytilidae. The record is from RefSeq and is a predicted model, not a curated record.